Chara braunii is the source of this 2421-nucleotide messenger RNA. NCBI's taxonomy places the organism in Eukaryota, Viridiplantae, Streptophyta, Charophyceae, Charales, Characeae. The record is from the annotation of a GenBank genome assembly.
GUUGGUGUAAUUGCCUGGACGCCUCUCGACUGGGAAAGAAGCAUGUGGUCGGAAUUCCAUCUCUCUACGUUUCCCGCCUACCGGAGUGCGCCUCCAUCUCUCUCUUCUCCCGCCUACCGGGGGCUAGAUCGCACUUGCACGAAUUAAGAGAUACUGACCGUAGAUAGCAAAGAUCAACGGCCGAAAUCUCCUAAUUUGCGCAAGUGGGACCUUGCCCCGGCGUGCUGGUGUAGUAGCUCAUUCAUGGCUGACUGGAGUGCGCCUCCAUCUCUCUCGUUUCCCGCCUACCGGCCGAAAGCCUCGUCUUCGGUAACGUGUCUUUCAUAUCCUCAUCCGUGAAAAAAAAGGCGUUACACGUGAGCCAAUAAAAGAAAAAAGGUGUGACACGUCAGCUGGAGAUGGAUGACGAUGAAGAGGCAAAGCAGUUGUUACUGGGAAGGAGCUCAAGAGGGGACGAAGCAUUCGAAUGGGAGAACGGGGGAGGAAGAGGAAGGAGGGGAGGAGGAGGUGGAGUAGGUGGAGGAGGAGGAGGAGGAGGAGGCGGAGGAAGAGGAGGAAGAGGAGGAGGUGACGUAGAGAAUGGAUUGGUCUCCUUGUCUAUCGGAUUUAGCAACGACGAUGGAUUGCCUCCUCCUCCUUCUCCUUCUCCUUCUCCUCCUCCUCCUCCUCCUCCAUCGUUAAAUGGACAGGAAUGGAGAUUUCAAGCUCGUCGUUACGAGCCUACAAUUCGCCGGCAGCUUGAGUUACUUCAGUCCGCUAAUUCAUCAGCUGAUGGGAGAACGGCUUGGACACGUGUCAACCGCGGCAGCAGGGCUGCACAUGCGAUUACUGAAUAUUAUCAGGGUUUGUCCAAUCAACUUGGAAGUUUCACGAAACUGGAUUCCGUCGGGAGAGCUUCUGAAGCUGAUGAUCUUGAGGAUGAUGAUGAUGAUAAUGAUGCUGGUGAUGCUGGUGAUGAUGAUGACAAUGAUGCUGAUGUCGCAUUUGAACGAUAUCCGAGUCAUGUGGAGGGCGAAAUCGUGUCUCAGUCUUCUGAGCGUAAUCAUCAUCAUGAAGGCCUAUCGCGUCGAUCUCCUCGGAGAUGGAAGAAGAGGAAAGAGGAUGAGGAUGAGGAAGAGGAGGCGGGCAGAAGAAGAAGAAAACGACACGAUCACGACUCUUUAGCAGAGCCGUUCGAAGCCGGCGAGAAGAGUGCCAAGCAAGUCUGGCUGGCUAUCCGGAUCUCCAACGUCGCCAAUCUUAUCCUCUUUGUGGCGAAGAUCUUUGUGACGAUCACGAGCGGUUCGUUGGCCAUCAUGGCGUCCACGUUGGACUCCCUACUGGACCUCCUAUCUGGUCUUAUCCUCUGGUUUACUGCUAGGUCGAUGAGGACACAGAACCCAUACAAGUACCCCAUCGGCAAGAACCGCAUGCAACCACUUGGCAUAAUUAUAUUCGCGUCUGUGAUGGCAUCCGUAAGCUUGCAAGUACUAGUAGAAGGGGUUAGUAGACUGUUUGUCGAGGGGGAGGGCGGGGGUGGGCAGGGGCAGAAGAUGCCGUCCUCCCAAGUACCUUUGGUAGCUUCUGUAAUGAUUGGUGUGACGGUUGUCAAACUCGCGUUGUUUGUCUACUGCUCCUCCUUCGAGAACGAGAUUGUGAAAGCAUAUAGCCAAGAUCAUUUUUUUGAUGUCAUCACCAACGUGAUGGGGUUGGUUGCCGCGCUGCUUGCUCAGGCCUUCUUCUGGUGGAUGGACGCUGUCGGGGCCAUUCUUCUCGCCUUGUAUACAAUCACGAACUGGUCAGGCACGGUCGCAGAGAACGCUCGGUCGCUCGUGGGACAUUCCGCGCCGCCUGAGUUCCUUCAGAAACUAACGUACUUGUGCUGGAACCAUCACCAAGCCGUCAAGCAGAUAGAUACGGUGAGGGCGUAUUCCUUCGGGAGCCAUUACUUCGUGGAGGUGGACGUGGUGCUGCCGGACGACAUGAAGCUCAGAGAGGCGCACGAUAUCGGAGAGGCACUGCAGAAUAAGUUGGAGAUGUUGCCGGAGAUAGAACGCGCGUUCGUACAUCUAGACUAUGAAUGCAGCCACAAGCCUGAGCACAGAGAAGCAGCAUGGAAAACAAGCAGGGGAAUUCUCUCGUGACACACUUCUGCGGGUCUCUGGCCUUUUUUUUUUUGAAGUUUCUUCUUCUUUUGCACAUGUAUAUCCAUAUGUCCCUGUCCGUGUGUGUGUGUGUGUGUGUGUGUGUGUGUGUGUGUGUGUGUGUGUGUGUGUGUGUGUGUUCACUAUACACAACUCCAUAAAGAAAAGCAUGACUGUACCGAACAGACUGUUUCGUCGGACUUUCACCGACUCAUCAGGAGGUUGAACCCCAACAGUGUGCCCAGGAUGCAUUUGACUGAUGGACAAGGACUCACCUUGUCGCCCAGAGUUAGCAAUA